Centruroides sculpturatus (bark scorpion) is the source of this 2214-nucleotide messenger RNA. Its product is annotated as gastrula zinc finger protein XlCGF57.1-like. The record is from RefSeq and is a predicted model, not a curated record. Gene Ontology annotation, cellular component: nucleus. Bases 408 to 2198 code for a protein of 596 amino acids. The transcript has 5 exons. Gene Ontology annotation, biological process: regulation of transcription by RNA polymerase II. NCBI's taxonomy places the organism in Eukaryota, Metazoa, Arthropoda, Arachnida, Scorpiones, Buthidae. Gene Ontology annotation, molecular function: RNA polymerase II transcription regulatory region sequence-specific DNA binding; DNA-binding transcription factor activity, RNA polymerase II-specific.
GUGCAGCAAUGCAUUUGCUGGAUUUCGUGCAGAUUUCGGUUAGAGAAAUGAUAAAGUAUGUUUUUAUUGUAAGUACUGAAUACAUUGAAAAUUGUGUUCCGAUGAGCUAAAUCUUUUACGAAGAAAUCGAAGGACACGUUCAUUUGGUUGUUUUCUUCCUUUUCGUUUUCGGCCAUCGUCUUGGAAUCGGUUCGUCAUUAAAAAAAGAAGAGGAAAGCACAACAAAUAGGUGAAAUUCACGAAUCUUCGCUAGUUACUAGUGACGUAUUUCUGUUUUGGAUACAGAAAAAAGUCGACAGAAGUUUUAUUUUACUCUGUAGAUAACCCACGAUUGUUUGUGUCUGUGAAGACAGAGAGGGUGAAGAUUGUGUUUUCCUUCAGCCCUACGACGAAAUGAAUGGAAGCUUAUGGAAUUCUCGUCCACACAGGCAGGUAUAAACAUUGAGAAGGGAAAGAAUGGGAAGUAUGAAUGUGACAGUUGCAAGAAAGAAUUCGCUUCGAAGUCCAAUUUAAAACGUCAUCAAAGGAUUCACACUGGAGAACGGCUCUUUUGCAAAUUCUGUAAUCGUCAAUUUAUCCAUUCCAGCAGUUUAUGGUACCACGUCAAGACACACACCGGGGUGAAACCCUUUACCUGUGAUUAUUGCAAACGGAGUUUUACACAGAAAGGAAAUCUGAUUGAACAUCUGCGUGUUCAUACAGGGGAAAAGCCGUUUUCGUGUAAUUAUUGCUUACAAAAGUUCUGUUUUAAAAGUAAUUUAAAUUGUCAUAUUAAUAAAUAUCAUAAUAAUAAAUGUUUAAAUAAUCAGAAGUCAAGUAAUGGGAAGUAUCGAUGUGACAGUUGCAAGAAAGAAUUCGGUUCGAAGUCCAAUUUAAAACGUCAUCAAAGGAUUCACACUGGAGAACGGCUCUUUUGCAAAUUCUGUAAUCGUCAGUUCCUCCAUUCCAGCAGUUUAUGGUACCACGUCAAGACUCACACAGGGGAGAAACCCUUUAGCUGUGAUCAUUGCAAACGGAGUUUUACACAGAAAGGAAAUCUGAUUGAACAUCUGCGAACUCACACCGGGGAGAAACCAUUUACCUGUGAUCAUUGCAAACGGAGUUUUGCACAGAAAGUAUAUCUGAUUCAACAUGUCCGAGUGCAUACAGGGGAAAAGCCAUUUUCGUUAUCGUAUUUUACAGGUUUAAAUAAUCAGAAGUCAACGAAUCGGAAGUAUCGAUGUGACAGUUGCAAGAAAGAAUUCGCUUCGAAGUCCAAUUUAAAACGUCAUCAAAGGAUUCACACUGGAGAACGGCUCUUUUGCAAAUUCUGUAAUCGUCAGUUCCUCCAUUCCAGCAGUUUAUGGUACCACGUCAAGACUCACACAGGGGAGAAACCCUUUACCUGUGAUCAUUGCAAACGAAGUUUUGCAAUGAAAAAAACUCUGAUUGAGCAUCUGCGAACUCACACAGGGGAGAAACCCUUUAGCUGUGAUCAUUGCAAACGAAGUUUUGCAAAGAGAGGAAAUCUGAUUGAGCAUCUCCGAUCUUUAGACAAUGAUUUUAAUAUUUAUAUUUUAUCGUAUUUUACAGGUUUAAAUAAUCAGAUGUCAAGUAAUGGGAGGUAUCGAUGUGACAGUUGCAAGAAAGAAUUCGCUUCGAAGUCCAAUUUAAAACGUCAUCAAAGGAUUCACACUGGAGAACGGCGCUUCUCUUGCAAAUUCUGUAAUCGUCAGUUCCUCCAUUCCAGCAGUCUACGGUACCACGUCAAGACUCACACCGGGGAGAAACACUAUACAUGUGAUCACUGCAAACGGAGUUUUACACAGAAAGGGACUCUGAUUGAACAUCUGCGGACUCACUCAGGGGAGAAACCCUUCACCUGUGAUCAUUGCAAACGGAGUUUUACACAGAAAGGGACUCUGAUUAAACAUCUGCGAACUCACUCAGGGGAGAAACCCUUCACUACCUGUGAUCAUUGCAAACGGAGUUUUACACAGAAAGGGACUCUGAUUAAACAUCUGCGAACUCACUCAGGGGAGAAACCCUUCACUUGUGAUCAUUGCAAACGGAGUUUUGCACACAAAGGAAAUUUGAUUCGGCAUCUCCGAGUGCAUACAGGGGAAAAGCCAUUUUCGUGUACUUGUUGCUUACAAAAGUUCAGUUUUAAACGUAAUUUAAAUAAUCAUAUUAUCAAAUGUCAUAAUAAUAAUGAAUAACGCUCUUCGUUAUGAA